Molecule: messenger RNA, 2329 nt
Organism: Betta splendens (Siamese fighting fish)
Lineage: Eukaryota; Metazoa; Chordata; Actinopteri; Anabantiformes; Osphronemidae
Exons: 6
Coding region: 1549-2283 (244 amino acids)
Biological process (GO): cell surface receptor signaling pathway
Molecular function (GO): transmembrane signaling receptor activity
Source: RefSeq, a predicted model, not a curated record
AGAAGGUAGGGGGGAUUGAAAAUAAGAAUGCUAACACAUAUACACCCACUUGCAUCUAAAUACUAGCUUAAGAUUUAUUAUACAUGGCAUUGCACAGCAGAGGGAGGAGGAAUUCUGAGGUGUACAGGGUGAAGAGGAAGGGAGACUGUCCCCUGUGGAGCCCCUGUGCUGCACACCACAGUGUCAGACACAGUUCUGCAGGUGGACGUACUGGUCCAUGAUCCAUGAGAUCAGGGGGGGCUCAACCUGCAUGUCCUUCAAUUUCUCUCUCAGCAGCGCAGGCUGGAUGGUGUUGGAUACUGGAGAAAUCGAAAAACAUGAUCCUCACUAGGGCGCCAGGCUUGUCCAGGUGGUUGUAGGUGCUUUAUACACUGCAAAAUUAAUGACACGAAAAUAUUUUGAUGAAUGCGUUUCAUAUCUCCAUGAGUGGGUAAAUAAUUAUGGGUUUAAACAAUGAUUGAAAAGUGAGAUUAAGGGGUAGGACUACAUAAGUCUAAUUUCUUCCUAUUCCAUUCAAGCAUGUACUAUGUAAAUCGGAAGCUGUUUAGCAUUUUCUUGUAUAUGUGUGGAAUUGUGUGUGUUGAUAUAUCGGCUGUUUUCUACAUGUUUGAAAGAAUUAAAGUUGAAUAUAAGUUGGCAUCUUAUUCACUGGCAGACUGCAUGCAUUUUUCCACCCAAGAGGAACACUCAGAGUGACCAAUCAACCUAAUGCAUACUUUGGGACCGUGGGAGAAAGCCAUGUUCACAGGGAGAACAUGCAAACUCCACACAGAAAUGCACCCGGCCCGCCCUAGGAAUCAAACCCAGCUGUGAGGCGACAGUGCUACCUACUGGACCACCAUUCCACCCUUCUUGUAAUUAUGCGAUGGCAUUUGCUUGAUGAAAGGAGAAAAGUGUCAAGUCUAAAUUUGAGAUUAUGUUAAACGGGAUAAAUCAGUAAUUUUAGGGAAUAGGCAGACCUCUCUCUAAAAGUUCCGCCACUGACUGUGCAUGUCCUCCGACUCCAAACUUGGCAAUGCCCGAAUGAUAUCUAUAGAGUGAAAUUCCCGCUGUAACAUAUUUUUUUAUUAAUAACAUACUUCUUUCUUUUUUAGUCACUUCUCAGUCUUCAUUAGUUUCUUACUUUUUCUAUCCUUGGUGUGUCAAACUUUCCUUUUUAUCUUUUCAGAUUUUUUGUAACUUUUUUUAAAGGCAGAACUGCCAGGGAGGAUAACGUGGCGGAACCACAUGCACAGCUCAGAAACAGCAGAUGAACGACUUCAUCGCUGCAGCUUCACUGACGUUCUUAAAGCUGCCAUGAAGCACAUUCCUCACAUCCAUCACUUUCUCCUGGAUCCCAGCAUCGCUGCACGAGAGGCUGCUCCUCUGUCACUGCUGAAAGAAGACGGAAGCAUUUACAACGUUUGCACCCGUCAUGCAUGUGUUCACAGUAGUGUCCAUCCCUUCACUUCACUGAUUGUUCUGCUGUUUUGCUCAUUAGCUUCCAUCCACUGACUAGUGGCUUCAGAGGUUGAGCCUAAUAAACCAGCUGAGCGCAUAAACAGAAGCAUGGAGGCGUCGUCUCUACACUGUCUGACCGUUUUGAUUUCACUGUUUUGCUCCACAACAAACCAAGCUCGUUUGACUCUCAGUUCUAAAAGCUCUCAGCUGUUUGAACGAGACGCUCUGUACAUGAAGUGCGACGAUGACGACGGCUCUGAUGAAUGGACGGUGAUGAGGAACACGAGCAAAAAAAACAUGACUCGAUGUGGAGACGAUUGGGGACGAUCAAAGAACUCAUUCUGUGUCAUCAAUAACAUCUACCCAUUUGACAGUGGAGUUUACUGGUGCGAGUCCAGCUCUGCAUCCAGCAGCAGCAGCAGCAGCAUCAACAUCAGUGUCUCUGGUGGAUCAGUGAUCCUGCAGAGUCCUGUCCUCCCUGUGAUGGAGGGACAUGAUGUCACUCUGCACUGUCAAACAAAGAGCCCUCCCUCCAAGCUCCCAGCUGAUUUCUAUAAAGAUGGCUCCCUCAUCAGGACUGAGCCUACAGGUCACAUGACCAUCCACCGUGUCACCAAGUCUGAUGAAGGAGCCUAUAAAUGCAGCAUCCAGGCUUGUGAGGGACCCUCCACCACCACUCCUCCUCCUCUUUUCUCUUCGUGUCCUCUCUGCGUCUGGUGGCCUUUAAAGUCCCUCUUUGUUCUGGUUCUGAUGCUGAUGUUAGUGAUUUUCCUGCUGAGACAGAGAGGUUCAGAAGAAUCUAAAGAUGAAACACGCGUUUCUGAAUUGAAGCCUUCACCGUAACAUUCAGUUUCUCCUUAUCUUCCAAAUAUUAAACUAAUAACCUACA